Molecule: messenger RNA, 3616 nt
Organism: Parus major (Great Tit)
Lineage: Eukaryota; Metazoa; Chordata; Aves; Passeriformes; Paridae
Product: kelch-like protein 24
Exons: 3
Coding region: 1727-3373 (548 amino acids)
Molecular function (GO): protein binding
Source: RefSeq, a predicted model, not a curated record
UCGGGAGGGACCAGAGCAGAAGCCAUGCUUGAAACAGGGAAUUGAUGGGAAAGGCCUGAGAGCAUUUUGUCCCUCUUCUGAGGCGUUUUAAGGAUGUCCCAGUUGAGGUAUAUGCCUGGAGCCUGUAACCUCACCUCUUAUAGAGGACCCUUUAUGCAGAGGCUGUGCAAGAGUGAAUUGUUUUGCUGGCAGCAGCAGUUUUGUUCCUGAAGGUGUGAAGAACACACAGCAAGUACAGGUUCUAUUGGUCAUUUUGGCCACAGCAUUGCUCUCCAGCACAACCUUUCCUGGGUCAGUACCAAAAUGGGUGGGAGCUGAGCGUAAAUUUCAUUUCAGUGAAUCUGACUUCUAGGGGGCUCUGAAACUAGGGACCAGGUGUCUUGUGUGAUCUAUUGCCUGUGUGAACAUGGGUGCAUCUGGAUUUUAACCUGAGGACUCACAGAGCUAUGUCUAAAGUUGUGCUUCUCACAACCUAGUUUCUUUCUAAUGCUACAAUUGCUUGUGAAACUGCACAAUUCAAAAGAGAAUCCUUAUUUAAAGCAUGAGAAGUAGAAUAUGCUCACCAUCAGCCUAUGCAGAGUCUAAAACUGUCCUUCAAGUGGGAGAAAGAGUGCAAAGAUAGUGCAGCAUGUUAUUGGCAUCAACACCAGCACUCUAAUUAUAGCAUCUGAAACAGACCUGCUGGGGCUCUCUGGGGUGGAUUCUGAGCUCUCAGUGCUGGGAGAGCUGCCUGAAGCCAUGGGCCAAGUGUGUAAACAGGAGAGGGGCAUGUUCACAACAUUUCCUGCUCAGGUGGUUGGUUGCUUGGUCUUAGCUGUGAGCUGCAUGGCUCUCUUUUUCUGCAGCAUAGACUUUGGGAAUCAGGUACCUGAGGAGAAUAUGAAAAUUAUAGGGGACAGACAUUUUAGCAGGGCCUGUUGUGAUAGGACAAAGGGUAAUGGUUUAAGCUAAAAGAGGGAUUAUCCAGACUAGAAAUAAGGAAGAAAGUUUUUAUGAUGGGCAUGGUGAGGUACUGGCACAGCUUCUGUUUGCUGAGCUGUGCCAAGAACUGGGGAUGAGUCUUGCUGGUAUGGGCUCUUUAGAUAAAGGACUCUGCUUCAAGGUCAGUAUACAAAUCUCUUCAUUUAAUAGCUUUGGAAGAAUUCACUGUGGCAUUAGCUGUUGCUUGUCCUACAUCUUUGUAAUGUACAUUAGUGCAUUCAAAUUGAGGAUGACUGAACAUCUGAAGCCAUCUGGGUUUGAAUGGCAGCUUACUCCUUCCUCUUCUCUCUUACUAAAGUACAGAUACAUAAUAAAAGCUAAUCACUUUGGUAUUUGAUUAAACUUGAACUAAAGAAAGAUGAGGUAAUGGUUGCUUUUUUCCAAAUGGGUUCAAUGUUUUCUACAACUUCUUGAUAUUUACUCUCUGCUUAGGAAUCUUGGUUGUUUCUCCUGGUUUUUCUUAGCCCUGGCUAACAGCUCCCCUUAUUUGCUGUGGCCUUACCUGGUAAAAGAUGCCAGUCAAAUCUUCAUUUUUUUGGUUAUACAGCUGUUCUGUUAUUGCUGUUCAGAAAGUGGCAGAAAAGACAGAAGAGCAAAGCAGGAGAGUAGAAAACAUUCUAUUUUUAGGACAAGACUGGCUUAUCUCGUAUUUAUCCUAGCUAGGGGGAUAAUGUUUCCAGAGAUCUUGCAUGGGUAAGAGCUGUAUAAGACUGAGUUAAAAUUAACUGCCUGGCAGUCUACAAGCAUGGAGCCUGCAAAAGAGCCACAGGAGCUGGGACCUCAGACAGAAAUGAUUGCAGACACAAUUCUUGAGGUUGGAGAGAGACUCUUCCAGGUCAGCCGUAGGAUACUUUCAGUACACAGUCGAUAUUUUGAAGCCAUGUUUUUUGGAGGAGCAAGAGAGAGCUCUGAACAGCACAUAGUGAUAAAAGGGAUUGAUGCAGUGCCUUUUCAAGCACUACUUGAUUUCACUCGCACAGCCCAAGUGCUCAUAGGUCAAGAAAAUGUGACCAGCUUACUGGAAACAGCUGAUUUUUUUCAGUUUGACAGGGUGAAACUGUUGUGUGAGAAAUUUCUGGAGAGAGAACUGCAUGUUUCCAACUGCCUAGGCCUGAUGACGUACUCACAGCAAUUUGCCUUUACAGAAUUAUAUAUGUCUGCUAUGAAUGUGGCUCUCACUCACUGGGGGGAUGUGAUAUGCCAGGAAGAAUUCAAGGCAUUACCCAAGGAAGUGCUGAUGCAGCUCCUGAAAAGUGAUGACCUCUUCAUUUCAAGAGAGGAUGUGGUUUUUGACAGUAUUAUGAUUUGGAUAAUGGAGGACCCAGCAACAAGAGAGGAAGAAUUUCUGGAUUUGGUGGGCGAAGUCAGGGUCACUUUUCUGAGUUUAUCCUUCCUUGAUAUCUUGGUGAAACACAGUAAGCAUGCUGGAGAGACAGAUAUCUUUUCCAGACUAAUAAAGAAGUUAGACAGCUGUCCCCCACCCAGCUGGCAAAAUCUGAAACUGUGUCCUUAUGCUGGUCGGAGCUAUGACACCUUAUAUGUCCUGGGAGGAAAGCAUGACAAGGAACAGCAAGAAUUAUUUCUCUUUCAGCCUAAAACAGGGACCUGGCAGGCUUGUUCUCCACUGCAGCGCAGGAACCUCACCCAGUAUGCAGUGGCAGCAGUAGGGAGCUUCCUUUUUGUGACAGGAGGGUAUUUCCGGGAUGAGUUUGUGUGGUACAGUGUGGAUUGGGUGCUUAUCUACAACUGCUUGGACAAUUGCUGGCUGGAAGGGCCAGCCAUGAAGAAGUCCCGCAAUAGCCACUGUGCAGUAGGAGUAGGGCUGUACCUGUAUGUUCUCGGAGGGAGCACAGAUGAGGGGAUAAUCCCAGCAGUGGAGCGUAUGGCUUUGAUGGAGUCAGAAUGGGAAAGCAUGAGUCCUAUGGCUCAGCCUGUGGAGAGAGGCGAUGCGGUCAGUGUGGGAACCAGGAUCUACGUGGUCUGUGGCCUGGAUGAGAAUGGACAUGUAUAUGAUGGAGUGCAAAGGCUGAACACGGAGACAGACAGCUGGGAUGUCAUCUCAUUCUCCCCUCUUCCAAGGUAUGACCUCUGCAUCACAUCCCUGAAUGGGGCUCUGUACACUGUAGGAGGGGGAGCUUUUAGAUUUGAUGUGGAGACAGAUGAAUGGACCCAGGUGAAUGAGGAAUGCUUGACCCAGAAGUUCUUCAUGGGAUGCAGCACUGUGAAUGGACAAAUUUAUCUCCUUGGACAGAGGAAGGGAAAUAGUGCCCUCCCCACUGUAGUCCUCUUUGAUCCCUACACUGAUGUGUGCCAGGUCAUAGAUGACAAACUCCCUUGCCCCCUUCCUAUCCAUGGCUGUGUCUCUGUGCGAAGAUUUGAUAUGCGGGCAUGAAUGGAAGCUUUAUAGCUGAGGGGAGUUAGAUUGCAUCAACUGUGGCCUGUGACAUUUUAAAACUUUUGUUCCUUUGUAAUUUUACUUUUUUUUUCUACUUGACAAAUGAACUUGAAGCAAGAGCCAGUGAAAACUUUGUCUACACAAAGGAUGCAGGUCAUUAUUGAAAAUGGUGAUUGGUAUUGUUAUGGUACAUAAACUCUUUAGGGUUGAUGCUCAAUAAAGGGCUGUUCUCACCUUUAA